UUUCAGGUAUAAAUAUCAGUUAGAAACUCCCUGCAAACUAUCCAAGAGGAGAAGGACAACAGGCAAGAUGCUUCCCUACAUUGCAUUCAUUGCUUUACUGGUCCUGUUUGGACGGGCUGUUGAUGCCCAGAAUAACACUGCGCAGCGGGUGGUGGGAGGGGUGACGGCCACACCCAACUCCUGGCCUUGGCAGGUGUCGAUCCGUAUUAGCUCCAGCAACUGCUAUCCCCACAACUGUGGAGGUGUCCUGGUUCACAGCCGCUGGGUUCUGACAACAGCCUCUUGUGCUGCAAGUGGCACUCUGGUUGCUUUCCUGGGUGAUCACAAUAUUUACGGGAUUGAGGGACGUGAGCAAAUCAUUCCUGUGGAAAGGAUCAUCAUUCACCCAAGCUGGACUAACAACCUUGCUGCUGGAUAUGACAUCGCUUUGCUCAAACUGAGUCAGAAUGCCGUCCUGAACUCCUACGUCGCUGUGGCAUCACUGCCCAGCAGUGGCGCCAUCCUUCCCAACAACAACUUCUGCUACGUCACUGGCUGGGGAAGCACCAGCACCUACGGCCAGCUGUCGGCCACCCUCCAGCAGGGCUACCUGCCCAUUGUGAGCUACGCCACCUGCUCCAGCAGCGCCUGGUGGGGAUCCACUGUUAAGACCACCAUGGUCUGCGCUGGUGGAGAUGGGUACAGAGCAGCCUGUUACGGUGAUGGUGGAGGAGCCCUGAACUGCUACACAAAUGGAAGAUAUGAGGUUCAUGGAAUUUCUACCUUCAUGUCUUCACUGGGCUGCAAUGUUUACCAGAAGCCCAGUGUCUUCACCCGCGUCUCAGCCUACACUAGCUGGAUCAGCAAUACCAUCGCCUAUAAUUAAGUGAUUCCGGGCAGCUGUGUAUGGACCACAUUUCUGACUGCAGAACAAAGCUGUCCCUGAUUUUCUGACAAGAAUAUCCCUACCGCACGUAACCGAAACACAUACAAGCAAUAAAACUUUAAAUGCUAAA
Molecule: messenger RNA, 995 nt
Organism: Lepisosteus oculatus (spotted gar)
Lineage: Eukaryota; Metazoa; Chordata; Actinopteri; Semionotiformes; Lepisosteidae
Source: RefSeq, a predicted model, not a curated record